GAGCGGCGGCCGAAACGAUUUCAGGUGUGCGUUUGUUAAUUGGCGCACGCUGAGAGAGGGAGAGAGAGGUAAAGAAACCGUGAUGAUGGCAGGGGGUCUGGCUGGGGUUGGAACCCCCCGCUUGGGUAAAGGGGGCGGUGAUGGGACCCGCUCCUGCGACCCGGAGCGCGAGGCGAUUGGAGGGGCGCUCGCUAUAAAAUCCAAACAAUCCCAGCCACCUCCCACAAAAAAACUUGGGAAGCUCUCAGACCCAGCGAGAGAGAGAGACAGAUAGAUAAACUGGAGACGUGGGGAGACCAGUUCUUGCUUGGGUUAUUUAGUUUAACGCGUGAGAGAGGACCAUAAAUAUACCUGGAGUCUUCUUCUCUUCGCUUUACCUGCUUGCACGGUAACUUUUUUUUAAUCAUUAGAUAGAGAAUGAGUAGUCCAGAUGUAGGCUACAUGAGCGACGAUCAGACAAAUCUUCACCACCACCCGCUCCAUCACCUGCAAACGCACCAACAUCAGCAGCGCCAACGACAUCAUCACCUGCUGCACUUGCAGCAGCAGACCCCGCUCGUGUCCUCGGCUGCUCUGUGGCCGGGUGGCGCGGCCCCCCGCGCGUCGCCGAGUCCCGGCCAGGUGGGCCCGGGUUCGAGUCCAGGUACGGGCCCGCGGGGCGUUCAGGCUGUCACGGAGGUUGCCAAGAGGACGCAGGAGGGAGGCGGCGGUGCCAGCGGCGGCAGCAGCAGCAAGACGCAGCAACAGGGAGAACCGCGCAUCCCGCGACCCAUGAACGCGUUCAUGGUCUGGGCCAAGGAUGAGAGGAGGCGUCUGGCCAAACAGAACCCAGAUCUGCACAAUGCUGAGCUCAGCAAGAUGCUAGGCAAGUCUUGGCGCGCGCUGACCCCGGAGAGCCGGCGCCCAUGCGUGGAGGAGGCAGAACGGCUGCGCUUGCUGCACCUGAGCGAGCACCCAGACUACAAGUAUCGCCCACGGCGCAAGAAGCAGCCCAAGCGCCUCCCGCACAGCGCCAAGCGAGGUGGCGGCGGUGCUCAGCCGGGAGCGGGGGGCCCGGGGGAUGGGACCCGGGGGCCUGGGGGCCCCGCUUCCCUCUCCUCCCUGCCGCCGCCGCCUCCUCUGCCGCCGGGGUUCGGCCACCGCGAACAGCGGCAGCACCAGCAGCAGCAGGGCGUGGUGCACUACCGCGAGCUGCAGCCGGCGCCGCUGCACUAUACGCAGCAGCAGCAGCAACGGGCGCCAUGUGGGUUGCCCACCCCAGAGCGCUCCCCUCCCGCGGACGACUCCAGCUCGGCGUCGUCGCCCGCAUCGUCGGUCUCGUCCUCGUCCGCGUACCCGCCGACAAUGUACCUGGGCGCGCACCUUCACCCUGACUACUACGCCACCGCUGCAAUGGGGCACGGGUACCCAGCCGCUGAGUCGGCCGCCCCCGCGCCGCUGUAUGGAUACCACCAGCUCGGGGCCUGCAGUGACGGCGGCAGCUACCAGGGCCAGGAGGUGGGGGCCUCCAGCCAGCAGAUCCAUGCAUCUCCGUACCACGGCGGCGGUAGUGGUGGUGGGGGCUCCGCGCACUGUGCCCUCUACGCGCUGCACGGUGUGGGGACCGACCCGACUGCGUUCAGCUUUGGGCAGCCCUCGCCUCCGCCGGAGCCGCCCAGGGCCUCCCACUCGCAGGUGCUGGAGGUCCUGGAGCCGUUCGGCCAGUACUUGGAGGAAGUGGAUCGCAGCGAGCUGGACCAGUACCUCAUGCUGGCGCCGUGCGCGGAGGUGGCGGUGUCGGCCAGCUGCUCCACACCAAUCCAAAAUUCCACUUCCUCCUCCACCUGCCUCUCUGGAGAGUCCAACCUCAUCUCGGCUCUCUCCAGCGCCACAGCAGUGUACAACAACUACUACAGCUAGCGGAGGCAGGCAACAGCGCGUCAUCCGCCCCCCCCCCACCUUGUGGCAUAGCGGAACGGUCGGCCACAGGACGCCACAGUGGCCUUGGUUUGUGGUUUCCAGGGGUUGAUGAUGAAUGCGAGGUGUGGUUUUGAGGAUCCCUCCACCACCCUCCUGCACGAGUCCUUUUCUGAAACGCACGCAAUCAGCACGAGAUACGCAAAUACUUUUUUUGCAUGGGACCUACGAGUUGCUUACACCGUAUGCAAAAAAAAAACAACCACGAACACUGGUGUCACGAAGCCAACUUUGGCGAGAUUCGUAGUCGGUUUAAUCCAAUGCGUUUGUUUUUGUCCUAGCGGGGUGGGCCUGUGUAAACAUUAGUAGCCUCGGAUUUAUUAUUUUAAAGCUAUUAUUGAACUUGCCAAAAAUGUGGGUUCGAGCUGCUCCUUACGUUUCCAGUCUCUCGUUUAAGAUUCCUCACCUUGGCCAAAUUCGUCUUUACCCAUACCAGCACAGCCAACAAAAUCCUAACGCUGUCAAUAAACCUUUUUUUUAUUUUACAGGCAUGCGCGUACCGUUUGGUAUCCACGUUUUUAUCACUAAUUUCCGUUCAGCAUGUCUAUUCAAGAGUAACUUGUUAAAAUUGCCACAACGCUGCGCUCGUAAGUUUCCGUCGUGCCCCACAUGAAUAUAGGCCCGAGGCUGUAGAGCCCUGGUGCAGGUGCUGUGCAUUAAUCAUUCAGGGCGCAACAUCUGUGUGCCUACGCGUCUCCUAUCUUUCUCUUCCCGAGUACCGUGAAGUGGGAUUGGUGGGCGAGUGGUGCUGUUGCUUCGAUGACAGAAAAUGCCCUGCCCCUUAGCUGUUGGUCUGACCAUCGCAUGGCAGCGGGCGAGGUAAAAUAUUGAUGAGGCCUCGUCACGUGUGGAACGAGACGAGAUGUUAUUGUGGUGACCCCCCCCCCACCCUCGAUGUCUGCGGACUGUGACUCGUUGAUGCGGACAGCUGUGGAGGGGGGCAAACUGUGUACGUGUGCGGCGACUUGUUUUUGUUGUUUUGUGUGGGGGUUUGUAUUAACUUUUUUUUAAACACGGUUUUUGUAAUUCACCUGGUAAUGGUGGUAUAGCGUAUUCGACACCCAAGCACGAAAAACAACCUCUUUGUUGGGCCGGGGUUAUCAACACGACCAUUGUUGAUUUUUUUUGGUCUUUCAUUUACAAAACUUCCAAGUUGGUUUUCCUUCUCCCCCCCCCCCCACCUUAAAAAAAAACCCUCACACAGGAUGUAUUUGUGACUGGAAUUUGGCCACAAAAAACCCUCUCACAAAGCAGCAAGAUGUUUUGUUGGGGAGUUGUAGGUUUUUUGUGUACUGCAUUUGAAAACUCCGUCCGUCCUCGGUGUUGUUCCUCCUAACCAACCAGAGUGUGGUGUCAGACGGGCUGCCAUCAAGAUCUCCUUAAACGCUUUGUGUACUGCUGGUAUGUGUUGUAAUGCAAUUAGUUUUCUUAGACUCCAGCCCUGUGCCAAAGAGGAUUGUUUUGGGUAAAUGUUUUGGCUCUCGCCGCUUUCUGUUUAAAUUGCGUGCACAAUUUUUUGCCACGUGUUGUCUGUGUGUGCAUGUUUAUAGAGUGUGGUCUGUGGUGGGGAGGGGUGGAUCUGUACACACCAAAGAUCUUUAUUCAUAUGCAACAUGCGCGACUAACUUUAAAGUAUAUAUACUGUGUGUAUGUGGAGGCAUCCUCUUAAUACAACUCUCUGGACUGGGGAGGGUGAUAUUCACUGAACCCUGUUCAACGUCGCCUAUUUACACUUGUACUAGCGGGAAGUGCCCAGACCCACACAUCGACCUGCACACACUUGCAGACAUUGACCCACACACACAAAGAUAUUGCCUUCUAUAUACACACAAACAUGGCCUGACACGCAUGCACUCGCAUGCACAUGCACGUACACACACAAAUAAAUGGGAGUUGCACACUCGCAUGGCCCCACGUGCACACAUGGACUCUCACACACACGCAUGGACCCUGAGACACGCACAUCGACUAACGCACACACAGCCUCGCAUAAACAGGCAUCGACUUUCGAUAUACACACAUGGAGUAACUCGCACACAUGGACUCAUAUAUACACACACACACAUGCACCGACACACACACAAAGAAAAGUACUUAAACACUCGCAUGGAGGCACACACACACACACCGGCUAAUGCACACAAACACAGGGUACUCGCACACAGGCAUCGACUUUAGAUACGCACACAUGCAGAGACCGACGCAGACACACACAUGCACCUACACGCACACCAAAGUGAUUGACUUACACAGUGAAAUGGAGCCGCACACACACCUCGACUGAAACACUGAUAUAUCAAGUCAUGCACACACACACAUACAUCGUAGAUGGUAAUAAAUGUACUCACGUACUUUUAAAAGUUUAAUUGUCUACGCACACACAUUGACCGACACACAAAUCGACUGACACACACAUGGUGGCAGACAGGGACUCGCGCGUGCACAAGGACCCAGAGGCAAUUUAGAAUAUAUAUAAGCAUAGUUAAAGGAAAUGUAGACCUGUUUAGUAGUCGGCACCCAAACGUUAUGAUUUGUAAUAUUUGCAAGGUGAAUCUUUUAAUAGGUUUCUAUGUACGUGAGUUUAGCGAAACAAGGAAGAGAAAUCCUAGUUUUCUGCACGCAACUUUUCUCGUGUAAUGUUUGGAAGGUGAUAAUUGAAAGCAUAGGUUACAAUGUACGCGAGUUUAGCGAAAGGAAGCGAAGAAUAGACAUGUCACUUGUCUGCACACAACCGGUAUCAAUGUAAUAUUUGCAAGGUGGUAAUAGAAGACGCAUAUUUCUAAUGAAGGCGAGUUGACAAAUUUAAAAAAAUAUUAGUUGUGAGCAGUCAAACAAAAAAAUAUAGUUGUCUGCACACAAACGUAGGCAAUGUAUUAGGAAGGUUAUUAUAUAUAAAAGGUUGCUAUCAAGGUGAGGCUAGGGAAAGAAAAGGCUAUUGUGCCUAAAAUUGGCGUGGUGAGGCCUAGUCUCAUGCAGAGCCCUCGGCCUCGCCUAGUUUUUCCAGCCGGGCGAGGUGUGCCCUGGGCAGGCUGGGGGCUGGACCGCUCCCCCCCCCCCCCCCCCCCCGUCCGCGCUACAAUAAUACAACGUAAGCGCUAUAAUAAUAAUUAGAAUAUAUCGAGGCUCUGUGGUAGUUUGAGGACGGGGGGUGGGGAGAAGAGGGACAUCGCACUGUGAAGAAAUUAACGGAAGCGUUUCGCGUGCUUUUGCUGCACGUUUAACGUGCAUGCAAAUUUGUGCCGCUCGUGUGUGCGUUUGCUAGGGGACAACCCAUGGUUUGCAGUGCAAAGUGUCAUUUGAGAAAAGCUUAAAUGCGACUCGCCUCCGUUUUUUUAAGUUUAGGAACGCUAAUAGUACUAAUUAAUGUGUGCCUCCGUCGGUGACGCGUGUAGCCUGCUAGGGGCUAAACGAGGUGGGCCGUUACAUUUUGAUUUUUUUUAAAGCUUUCGUGACUGCAGGGAUUCGUAUAGAACAUAAACCCCACCGUUUAUAUUUCUAUUAUUUUAUUGUUUCCCUUCUACGCGACUUUUACCGAAAGAACCAAGAAUACGUGGUGGGCGUUGUGCGCAAGUGCAGCCUGCUGCGUCGUCACUCUCCGAGCGGCUGAAGGGAAAUUAAAUAAAAAGGGGCCAAACUUUAUAUUUAAAUGAAGAUAAAUCGCAACAACAACCCUCCCCCCCGCUAUUUAAACUAAUGAAAAGGUAACGGACGGGAAAACGGAAUAGCGCUUGCCCACCGCGGGGCUAACGGCGUGGUACCUGUCAAAAAAUAAAUGUUUUUCGACGUGAACCCCACCACCGUUUGAGAGCUUAAAUCCCUCGCGUGCGGAGACGGACAGGCAAAAUAAUGACUCUUAUUGGUUAGAAAGAUAACCUAUUUGAAGUUGCCCAAAGGAAGUUACCACUUAAACGACUUUCAUUCUUUUUACGUUGACAUCACUUUCAAAUUUUGAUUUAAAGCUUUCGUGAUCCGCAGGGAUUCAUUCUUGGGUUUCUUUUUUUUUACAAUUAUUUUCUCGUUUCCCUUCUACGUGACUUUACCGAAAGAACCAAGAAUAUCACUUUUUAAAACACAAACUUUUUCAUCUUCCUGGAUGCUAUUGCGCCGAUGCACGAUUUAUUGUGGCGGCAACGGUCAAAAAGCGCGUUUUUUUGUAUUUAUUUGCUCGGACUCAACGUGCCCGGUGGGUGUUGUGGUUGCCAUGCGUGAUUUUUUUUUUAAUCCAGAGACGGAAGACGGCAACGUGAAGAUGCCAUCGUCGACGCGCGGUUUUCCACGCUCGUCAUCUGUCAGUCUGAAGGCAGACCUUGCCUUCCACAUUCGCCUGUAUGCACCCACUGCAUCGAAACAUCCUUCCCUGCAUGACGCUUGUGUACAGUUUCACCAAGCAGGUGUUUUUUUAAAUGCCAUUAUCACCAUCGUGCGAAAAGCCACACUUGUUUGUGUAUAUAUAAUUGCGCUGUAAUGCUAUUUGUUGUUUUUGUUAGCCGCGUUGUGCGGCGCGCGUGUGCUGUGUUGGUUUUUGGGGGGUGCGUAAAUAAUGAAGGCUGCGUUGGUAGUGCCAUGACCACUGAAGGAGGGAAACCUCCCUCCCGAUGUACUGCGAGAGGCGCCGAGGUGCUGUUAGCAUCGGCCUUUGUGGGGGGCCCACACGGAGCGACGCAGAGUGUGCGUGGUGAGGCCCGGCGGUCGUGUGAGUUUGUGCAUGUGGGGUGGGGGGGGGGGGACACGUGUAUUUUAUUUUAUAUAUAAAGAUCUGUAAUUUCUCACACUCA
This is a messenger RNA of Petromyzon marinus (sea lamprey), 6731 nucleotides long. Its product is annotated as transcription factor Sox-17-alpha-like. Lineage: Eukaryota; Metazoa; Chordata; Hyperoartia; Petromyzontiformes; Petromyzontidae. Gene Ontology annotation, molecular function: DNA-binding transcription activator activity, RNA polymerase II-specific; RNA polymerase II cis-regulatory region sequence-specific DNA binding. The record is from RefSeq and is a predicted model, not a curated record. Gene Ontology annotation, cellular component: nucleus. Gene Ontology annotation, biological process: cell differentiation; positive regulation of transcription by RNA polymerase II.